This is a messenger RNA of Gallus gallus (chicken), 2985 nucleotides long. RefSeq names its product FH2 domain-containing protein 1-like. NCBI's taxonomy places the organism in Eukaryota, Metazoa, Chordata, Aves, Galliformes, Phasianidae. The coding region runs from base 1168 to 2922 and encodes 584 amino acids. The transcript has 9 exons. The record is from RefSeq and is a predicted model, not a curated record.
GGGUGGAUGCAGGAGGGUUUGGCCACAGCCCUUGGGCUGAGAGCUGCUUUCUUGGUGGGGCUGUGCUCCUAACCCACGCUGCCUGGAGGCAGGUGGGCAGCCCCACUCCCUGAGCGCCCACAGGCACCCCGAGGGGUGGUGGGGGCUCAAACCGAGGACCAAAGGGUGGCUGCAUCCCAGGGACGGUGCAUGUGCAUGUCCAUGUGCGGUGUGGCCGUGCCUCUGCGUGCGGCAGCCCUGGGGCUCUGCCUGCUAUCCCGGGGUGGGGAGAGCUCAUCCUGCUCCAGCUGAGUGUUGCUUCUAGCCCUGGCCACGUGCAGCACUUGGGCACUUUCUCCUGAGACAAGACAGUUUGUUUUUCUUGCUAAUUUAAUUCCUGGUAAUUUAAUGUCUGGAUCUGACACCCCCUCCCCCUUUCCUGGUGAAGGUCUGACCCCCUUCUUCCCUUCCCACUUCUGUAAGACUCCGGAAUAAAACAAUAUGGAUCAGAAUAAAACAGUACAGAUCAGAAUAAAAUAGUGUGGAUCAGAAUAAUGUAGUGUGGAUCCCUCUGUGCCCAGCACGGCCAGAGCUGGGUAUCGGCAUUCUCUGCAUGUCAGUGACUCCCAAAGGCCUAUAGCUGGUUCUGCUGGCUGCAGUUCUUGUCUCACUGCGCCCUCUGUGGGGCUCGAGCUGUGGGGCACAGCAUCAGGGCUCCUCAUACUCCUCCACCCCCCCCCCGCUUAGGCUUGCUGCCUUGCUUGCGGGUGCUGUGUGGCAGGAUGGAGCCCUCACAGAGCCAAGAGCGCCCUGGGACAGUCUGGCACCGGGUUUAACGCGACCAGCGGGUGCUUCGUAGCGUGGCAGCGACUGAGGCUGGAUAGGAGGAGCGCAAGGAAGAAAACGUAUCUGUGGACAGGACGGGGAGAGCCGGGAGGGCGCGGCCGGCACGCUGCGACCGGGAGAGCGCGCGGGGCAUCCAGCUUUGCGCCGGAGUCCUUCGUGGGCCCCUUCUGGUGCGGCCGGCAGGAGCGGUGCCGGGGGUCGGUCUUUUGCCUCGGUCCGCCGCUGCCGCUCUUAUCCGGCCCGAGGUGAGAGCGGGAGGAGGGGCCCCGGAACGGGCUCGCGUUGCGGCCCCCCGAGCCGUACCGCACCGCCCCGCCGGCGCCGGGACCGGGGCCGACACCCAUGGGAGCAGCGGAUCCUCCCGGGGCGGAGCCGAGGCGGGGCGGGGCCGUUCGGGGCCGUAAGAGGAGCGGGGCGGCCGCGCUCACCCCCCCACCCCCCGUCCCGGCCAUGGACUCCCUGCGCGGCCCCGCGCCGCCGCCGCCGCCGCCCCCCCCCGGCGCUGCCCUCCCCCCCAGCAGCCGUGCGGGGCGAGCGGUUGCGGGCGCUGCACUGGGAACCGCUGUCCGCGGCGCGGGUGCGGGGCCGCCGCUCGGUGUGGGCGCCGCGAACCCCCCCGCCGGCCCUGGACCUCCCCCGUCUUCGGCUGCUGUUCCGGGAGCCCCGCGGCGCGUCCCCGGGGCAGCGCCCGCCGCCCGUGGUGAGAGGCGGACGGACCGCCGCGUCUCCGUUGCCGCGCCCCGCGCUCUGACCGCGCCGCACCCGCAGGCAGCGCUGCUGGAGCCCAAGCGGAGCAUCGCCCUCGGCGUCCUCCUGAAGCAGCUCAAGCGCCCGGUGCGGCAGAUCGUGCGGGACAUCGAGGAGGGCGUCGGGGCGCCGUACGGCGCGGAACUGCUGCUGGAGCUGUCCCGGCUGCUGCCCGGCGCCGUGGAGGUGAGCCUCGGGGUGGGGGAACCCCCGGCGGCCCCCUCUGACUGCCCGCUCCCCCGUCCCCGCCCGCAGGUGUCCCGGCUGCGCGCUUUCUCUGGCUGCCCCCAGCAGCUGCCCGAGCCCGAGCUCUUCAUGCUGCUGCUGCUGGAGGUGCCCAGCUACGCGCAGCGCCUGGAGCUGAUGGUGCUGCAGGAGGAGUUCUCCCCGCGACUCAGCGCGCUCCGCGCCUCCAUCCAAAUCCUCGCCGACGCCGCGGAGGAGGUGGUGCGGUGCGAGGAGCUGCACGCGGUUCUGCAUCUCGUCCUGAGCGCGGGGAACCACCUGAACGCGGGCGGCUACGCGGGCAGCGCCGCCGGGUUUCGCCUGGCCUCGCUGCGGAGGCUGCCCGACACCAGGGCCAACGUGCCGGGCGUGGACCUGCUGCACUUCGUGGCCAUGGAGGCGGCACGGACCGACCGACGCCUGUUGGACUUCCCGAGCAAACUGCCGCACGUGGGCCCGGCCUCGCGGAUCGAAGAGGCGGAGGUGGAGGCGGAGCUGCGGCGGCUGUCGGCGCGCGUGGCGGAGGCGCGGGGUGCGGGAGCGGCGCUGUGCGCGGCGCUGCGGCCGUUCGUGCGGGCGGCGGAGGCGGAGCUGCGCGCGGUGCGGGCGGAGAGGGAACGGAUGUGCGGAGCCGCGGCGGCAGCGCUCGACUUCUACUGCGAGGAGGCGGCGCCGGGCGCGCUGCGGGAGCUGUGUGCGGUGCUGCACGGCUUCGCGGGCCGCUUCCUGAGCGCCGUGCAGGAGAACCGCGCCCGGGAGCAGUCCCAGCGCCGGCGGCAGCAGCUCGAGCUGCAGCGGGACAAGCGGCGCUCCGUCGCCACGUGUUCGUUGCGGGACGCGGAGCCCGACGGAUCCGGCCGACCCCUCCGCAACGCUCCGGCGCUGCUCCGGCGGAAUACGGCCCCGGCGCUCCCCGAGCUGCGGGGCGACCCCGGAUCCCCGCGGCCCGAGACGUUCCCCUCCGCUCCGCCUCCCUCCGCCCCCCCGCCCCCCUCCCGCCUCGCCGCGCUGUUCUCUCGAUGGGGGUCCCGCCGCGCUCCCCCCGCGCCGUCGGGCGGCCCCGCGCUGCUCGGCUUUUUGCGGCGCCUGGCGGGCGGGGCGGCGCGCGGAGCCCCCUCGAGCUGAGAGCCGGCGGGUUUUAUCCUCCCCUGUGCUUCUGUGUGACGAUAAUAAAUGCUUUGGACCUCC